Molecule: messenger RNA, 1240 nt
Organism: Aegilops tauschii subsp. strangulata
Lineage: Eukaryota; Viridiplantae; Streptophyta; Magnoliopsida; Poales; Poaceae
Product: probable proteasome inhibitor
Biological process (GO): proteasome-mediated ubiquitin-dependent protein catabolic process
Molecular function (GO): proteasome binding; endopeptidase inhibitor activity
Source: RefSeq, a predicted model, not a curated record
CCAAGAAGCCUGACGUCGAGAGGAGUUCGUCGAUAAAUAAGUUCUCCAGAAACCCCGAAACCCCGCGACCACCGCCUCGCCGCUUCCACGACUGAGUGCGCUGACCGACGACGCCUCCACUACCGCCUCUCGCCCCUCGCCGCGCGCGACCGACGCCCACAGCCUUACGAUGGUGACCGACGCGGCCGCGAUGGCGGUCGUGAAGGCCGCGCGCCCCGUCUUCCGCGGCGCCCACGACGGCGUGGCGUUCGCCGCAAACGCCGCGUUCCUCGCCGCGGGAUACUCGCUCUGCGCCGUCGGCCCUGCCGCGCUCACCGACCCCCUUCCCGCAGUUGACGAGGAGGUGGGAAUUGAUGGGUGGAACACUAUGGACAAUUGCUAUGCCUUUCUGUACUCCAAGGAGGAGGAGGGCAAGAAGAAGCGCAUUUUAGUGAAAUGUCUAGUGAUUGAUGACUUCCUUGCUAUUGAUGCGCUGGAUCUUGAGGCACAACACAAGGAACCCUGCAAUGUCCAGAUAAAUGUGAAGGAUUUCUUCUCUGAAGAACAGCCCAAGAAUUAUAAGGAUAUGUACAAGAAUUUUGCGGGCUUCAUCAAUACCCUUAACUCAAGCUUGUUAGUUGAAUUGGAUGGUAAGAAUGCUGCUGCUGCUGCCGCCCAGAAGCCUGAUGUUAUGAGCAGUUCAUCAAUAAACAGUUCUGAAAAUGUUCUGCGGGAUACAAGGACUACUGAACCUGCUGGCCUGAUAUAUCCUCCAGUAGCUCUGUUUGGUCAUGAUGACACCUUCCCUGCUCCUGGUGCAGGCUUCUACCCUCACAGUGGUGGGCCGGGUGGUAGUAUGCACGUUGGCCCAAAUGAUCCACGCUUCUUUCCUUCAAAUCCUUCUCCUGCUCCUUUUGGUGGCCCUGGGAGUGUUCCACCUGGUGGCCGUUACGAUCCGAUCGGCCCGCCCGAUGUUCCAGGAUUUGAACCAUCUCGCUUUGUGAGGCGUUCGAGGCAUCCAGGUGGAAGCACUCACCCAGACCUCGAGUUCUUCCAACAAGGCCCAGACUUCUGAGACUCGGCUUCAUGCCACCUGCACCCUGCGCUGAAUGACUCUGCUUUGUUUGUGCUGCGCUCAUGAACUUUUUUUCAGUAGACCCUGCUUGGGAAGUUGGGAACAUGAAUGUAAACUUUGUAUUUACCUUCCAGACAAUGCUUUGUGACGGUUGACUGUACAGUUGUAUAUAGACCUGUCUCCGUA